AUGCCAAUUCCCAUAACCGCGUUAACCGCGCAACUCAAACCCUCAUCUCACAACCAAAAAAUACUCACAGAAUUGGCGGUUCUGUUCAACGCCUUCUUGAACCCAUCCCAGGACAUGAUUGCACACCAAUCGAAAUAUUACCGAACAAUCCAACGAAAAGAGACGCUAAUAAACCGAAUUAUCGCCUCAAUUGAAACAAUAGAGUCAGUGUUGAAAAAGGACGUCAAGAGCGAAUUUAUAAUCAGCUUCAGUGACCAAGUCUCAGGGGAAAAGGAUUCGAUGCUUGUCGGUUUGGACGUCACGUGA
This is a messenger RNA of Kuraishia capsulata CBS 1993, 306 nucleotides long. RefSeq lists its product as uncharacterized. Bases 1 to 306 code for a protein of 101 amino acids. NCBI's taxonomy places the organism in Eukaryota, Fungi, Ascomycota, Pichiomycetes, Pichiales, Pichiaceae. The transcript has a single exon. The record is from RefSeq and is a predicted model, not a curated record.